Messenger RNA from Batrachochytrium dendrobatidis JAM81, 1170 nucleotides. RefSeq lists its product as uncharacterized. The transcript has 2 exons. NCBI's taxonomy places the organism in Eukaryota, Fungi, Chytridiomycota, Chytridiomycetes, Rhizophydiales. The record is from RefSeq and is a predicted model, not a curated record. Bases 1 to 1170 code for a protein of 389 amino acids.
AUGAGUCUAGCAAAAGCCAAAUCAAAUGGACGUCCAUUGACAGCUUCAAAACCAUUUCAGCCUCCAGAUUUGACCAGCAUCACGUUUCGUCCGUUUACGCUUGGCGAUAGUCAUGGUACAAACGAUUCCUUAGACCAGAUACCAUUGGAUCCUCUCGAUUAUUCAAACAGUACUCAUUUACACAAACUAAAAUCAACUACAGCUCGAUCUCGUCAUGCUGGCAUAAAAAGUAAAACUAACGAAUCUAAAGACAUGACCGGCACACAAUUAAUACAGCAACGGGAUAUUAAAAAACCCAUGUAUAGGAAACCAUUGAUGUUACCAGUACGUCCUGAAACUGCAUUUAUUGACAUGGUUCCUAGUUACAAUUCUCUUUCACUCAAAUCAACACGGCAUGAGCGACGCGAUACUCGACGAAACGCGAAACUCGGCAACUCAUCAAGUCUACAAACUCAAACUGCCAAGACCACUUCAAAAAAGAUGGCGGUACACGCUAAAAAACAAAAUGAAGCCGUACAAACUCAGCUUGAUGAGACCUUCAUUGUCAAUAAUACUGGAACACAACUUCCUGCACCACUUUUACUUGAAAUCAAUGCUGAUCAUGCACAAGGUGUGGUGACAGAGCAAAUUGAAAACAACUCGACUCAAAUCAAAAAACAAGAUACUUUGCAUACUACUACCAAAGAUGACAGUCAAAUAAACCAUCUUAUUGAUACUCGAAAAGUGGGGAAAUUAAACGGCUCGGAACUCGAUGUUGGAGCAAUUUACAAUACAAUGGCAUAUAUCUCUCGAUGUCGACGAACGACAUAUGGCAAGUCCAAUCGGUUACAUUUCCUCAAAGCCAUGUUUGAUACUGUUACUUCAAAAUCAGCUUGUCCCGUUUAUCCAGCUGCACACCAUGGGUAUGGUGAAGCCAAAAAGCUUAUGCUAGGAUCGUCAAUAACAGAAUCUGCUAAAAAUAUUCAUACAUUAACCAACAAAUCUGAUGUUGAAGCUCAAACUAUUUCAAAUGUUUUUCCAACAUUGGCUCCAGCAUCUACAGUGGAUAUUAAAUUGAAACAAUCUAUCCCAAUUGAUCCAGAAGCACCGAAAAGUAUCAGAGAUGUUAUAGGAAUACAAGGAGGAAAUUGGAGAUCCCAAAGGCAAGCAAUAUCAUUUAUUCACAAUUGA